Molecule: messenger RNA, 3210 nt
Organism: Pochonia chlamydosporia 170
Lineage: Eukaryota; Fungi; Ascomycota; Sordariomycetes; Hypocreales; Clavicipitaceae
Product: heat-labile enterotoxin, A chain
Exons: 1
Coding region: 1-3210 (1069 amino acids)
Source: RefSeq, a predicted model, not a curated record
AUGCGGUUCAAGCAUGUUCUAGCCCUCUUAGGCUUCGCCGUCAUGGCAGCCGCCUACUCUGAGGUUGGCAUCUACGAGCGAUUCUAUUUCUACUAUGCUUAUAAACUCGAUUCCAUGAUCGUGGGGCAGCCAUUAAUUGCCGCCGGAUGCAAAAAUUGCAAUUUUAAUGAGUUCAUCAAUUUCAUUGAAGGAAACGAAGGCAAUAAGAUCCGGAAGGUCUCCGCUGAGCAUUUCCCCGACGUUGAGAAGACUGCCAAGCUGUAUGAGGCGAGCGGCGCGGCGACUCAAGUGCGGGAAGGACGUGUUUACAAUGGAGCCAAAGAUUACGGAGAACUCUUUGAGCUGGUGCGAAAGAGGCUCGAGUUUCUCCAGUGGGAAGGCAGUUACGAGUACCCGGGUUUGACGGGGGAAAAACUGGCCACACAGGUCGCCGAGGUCAAGACGAAUAUAAUGCAUUCCAUGAAGCAGGUCUGGCAGGGCCGCGUGCGAGCCGCGUUAACUUCUUUUAAGCCAUACGAAGGUUUCAAAAUCAUUCCGACUGCCGAUGGUAAAAGUGUCGACAUUGCAGCCACACUCGAAGUUGAGGAAAAUAAAGGAGCCAUGACAAAAGCUAAGCUGGAAGAGCUUUGGGGCGAGCAUACCAAAACUUACAAAGGAGCAGAUAUGGUUAAAGAAUUUAAACCGCUCAAGGACUGGCACCCAGCCAUCGUUGAGACUGAAGGAAUUAUCAGUAUGAAAUCUUCGUUGCAGGGGGCAGCCAAGAGCGGCUGGCUUACAAAUGCAAAUUGGCUCGUGAAAAAAUGGCGUAAUAGCUACGAUCUCGGCCAUAGUCGCAACGUUGACUCUGUCGGGGAUACUUACAAAGCCUUGGAACCCCAGCUCUGUCCGAACACGGCUAGCAGGCGUGAUUUUGGAAUACUGCGCAAGCGACAGGCUUUCUGUAUUAGAGCUGCCAAAAUUAAAGAAACUAUGGACGUCGAACCAAAGGGACUGGACACAGAGGUUAAGCCGGGCGAGGGCAAGCUGGGGCAGAAGCACAUCCCGGCCAGUGAGGGUCAAGUCAAGAGAGCGAAUAGUGUGUCGGAAAACGCGUUUGAGAAGUCGACCGAGAAGCGCCUGGGCAAAGUACCAAGUUCGUUUGAGAAAAAGUACGGCACGAGUUCGUUCAAGACGCUGCGAACCAAGGCACUCGGGUACAAGCCAUUGGAGCCUAAUUCGCCGAAACUUCGUUCUGGCGGCACCGGUCUCGGAAAAGUCGGAAAAGCGUUAGGCGCCGUCGGUGCCGUUUUAUAUGUCAAGGACAUCGUCGAUGCCUUCAGGGACAACGUCUCUCCCCUGCACUUCUUCGCGACCAUCACCUCCAUCGUCCCCUUUCUAGGCUGUGCCACUGAUGCUGCCGCCUCAGCAGAGGACAAGGCGCCUGUCGGCUUCAUCGUGGCCGAAGGCGUCUUGUGCAAUGUUGCCGAUGCCCUGCUCUUGACUCCCUUUUGGCCGGUUGGAGUCGCGGUUCACAUUGUCAGAGCUGUUGUCAAGCUCUUCCGCGCUCCUCCCACGCCGCCGACAGUCUUGGAGCUGGUGGAGAAGCGAGAUGCGGCCUGGGCUCAGGCGCUCGAGGACAUUUACAGAUACAUGUAUUCGGCUUAUGAAAUGAAUUCAAAGUCAUCCUUCGCCUUUAAGACGGGGAACGCCUUGUUCUUCGACUCCCUCAAUGUCCUCUCCGAAUCCGCCGACACGGUUGGCUCGCUGAAUGCGACUGGCUCGGCCGAGCUGUUUGAUCCCAACCUGUUUCCCGACCAGAAUGCCGUGCCAGACGCGGCAGAGCUUGAGACCGGGUCCAAGGAGGCCAUCGAAAAGCUUCAAGAAGAGGAAUGGGAAGCCGUAUUGCGCCGUCAGCGUCACACUCUGCUUCGUACCGCGAUUGCCACGGCUAACGGCUCGCUUUUUGAACUUGAUAAGGCGGCUGUCGAUGUGAAUACGAAGUUUAUCAAUUAUAUCGAAUCCAAGGAAUUCAAGGACAUAUAUCCCAAUAACGGCUGGCAAGGGGCUAAGAUCCUUGCCUUCUUUAAAAAUUGGGCAACUGCGAUGAGCAAGUAUCCUGGACUGGUUCCCGGCGUACCUUCAGCGCAACUUUUUGCACCACCCGUGGGGGACGACCCGGACUUUGAAUACCCUGAUAUCUAUACCUUCAUUGAAAAGAGAGUCCAGGAGACAAGCGAUUAUGUAAGAUCUAAACCUCCGGUGUUGCCGCGGGCGCUAGACGUUGCAUAUAUUCUCGGGCAGUCUAAGGCACUUUUAAAUAUUCCCAAUGAUACGCUAUCUCCGAUGUCCUUCUUGAAGGUUGAGGUGAGCCAGGUAUCUGAGAAGCCUCUUUCAUCACUAUACCUCCAGACACUUGUAGUCCGCCACACGAGGGAGAUUGUUGAAAUUAUGUAUGGGCGUGUUAAGGAAGAGAAGCUUAAAGAUUCUGACUUUGCCGUUGAGAAUCCUGAGCUUCUCAAUAAAUUCCGUCUCUUAAUCGCCAUGAAGUUAGGCGCGGUACACGACGCCGAUAGAGUCGCGGAGAUCAAAAGGCGCCACCCCAGCGGCUACGCUCCCGAGCUGCUUAAUCAUCGGGGACUUGUCCGAAGUAUCACCCCGUAUAUUCCCGUUUUCCAGGAAGAUCCCACCGAUCCUGUUCCCGUGUCUUACUACCUAUCAAUGGUGUCUGGCCUUGAGAAGACUCUUGUCGACGAGGCGCUCCACACCAAAGUGGCCAAGUACGUCGAAACACAAGAUGAGGCUAUGAAGAAUUAUUGGGAACAGCAGAAGAAACAUUUCAAUAGUCUCAAGGGUAUAGUGGAUAAGAUUGCCAGUGUUCGAAGCCGCGCCCCCCCUACGCCGAGCGAGUUCCUCGCCAAGUACCAGCCCGUGUGUGUUGGUAAGGGCCAGGACGACAAGACCUGCCAGUAUUUGGUUGAGGCCUGUUACUUCGGAGAGAGCAUAGGCGACGAGUUUGUUAACCUGUGCAUGGACGAUGCGUUGUCCCUUGAGAAGACGAGGGCCAAUAAGGCUGAGCUGUGUGCCAAGUUCCCUAGCUAUAAGAGCUGUGAGCUGGCCAUUCAGGACUGCGAUAACACGUAUAGAAAUAGCAUGUACACGGUCCUUUUUGAGUGCGCCGCUAAGGCUGCCCCCGACCGUGAGGCAGAGUAUGCCAAGAUGGCAGCCGAGUAA